Messenger RNA from Larimichthys crocea (large yellow croaker), 1528 nucleotides. RefSeq names its product cytochrome c-1 (gene cyc1). Lineage: Eukaryota; Metazoa; Chordata; Actinopteri; Sciaenidae. Gene Ontology annotation, cellular component: respiratory chain complex III. The coding region runs from base 80 to 1000 and encodes 306 amino acids. The transcript has 7 exons. Gene Ontology annotation, molecular function: heme binding; electron transfer activity. Gene Ontology annotation, biological process: mitochondrial electron transport, ubiquinol to cytochrome c. The record is from RefSeq and is a predicted model, not a curated record.
ACCGGAAGCAGUUGGUGCCCGGCUCGCGGCGCUGGUCUCGAGCUCCUCUCAGCUCGGAGAAGACGCGCAGAGAAAGAAGAUGGCGGCGCUACGAGUCGCGGUGUCGGGGAGCGGCAGAGUUCUGCUGAGCGCGCCCAGAACUAUCCACACCCCGAAGGCAAACAUGUCCUUCGCCAGCCUGCCACGAAACAAGAAGGUCGCCCUGACGACACUAGGCGUGGUCGCGGCCGGCGGCGCGGGGCUCGCUCUGAUGCUGCACCAGUCAGUUAAAGCCUCCGACCUGGAGCUCCACCCGCCUCAAUACCCCUGGAGCCACGGCGGACCUCUGUCCUCUUUGGACCACGCUAGUGUUCGUCGGGGGUACCAGGUGUAUAAGCAGGUGUGUUCAGCCUGCCACAGUAUGGAGUACCUGGCCUUCAGAAAUCUGGUGGGAGUGUCGCACACAGAAGCCGAGGUCAAGGUCAUCGCUGAGGAGAUCGAGGUCGUGGACGGACCCGAUGAGAGCGGAGAGAUGUUCACUCGGCCAGGAAAGCUCUCCGACUACUUCCCAAAGCCCUACCCCAACCCUGAGGCAGCCCGGGCGGCCAACAACGGAGCCAUGCCUCCAGAUCUCAGCUACAUCGUCAACGCCAGGCACGGAGGAGAGGACUACGUGUUCAGCCUGCUAACAGGAUACUGCGAACCUCCAGCCGGAGUGUCCGUGAGAGAGGGACUCUACUACAACCCAUACUUCCCCGGACAGGCCAUCGGCAUGGCCCCGCCUAUCUACAACGAGGUGCUGGAGUUUGAUGACGGAACCCCUGCCACCAUGAGCCAGGUGGCUAAAGAUGUGUGUACUUUCUUGAGGUGGGCUGCCGAGCCGGAGCACGACCAACGCAAACGCAUGGGACUGAAGUUGCUGAUGGGCUCGGCCAUCCUCGUCCCUCUGCUCUACUACUUGAAGAGACACCGGUGGUCAGUGCUGAAGAGCAGGAAGAUCGCCUACAGGCCUCCCAAGUAAACAAGCGCACCCCUACCCAGGCUUAACACCUACCAAAAGAGGCGCCGCGUUCAACGACCCCGCAACGCUCUCGUCACAACGAUCAACGUGGACACGGAACAAAUGAAACACACACAUGCCUUUCUGAGGACGGGGUGUAGAGUGUAUAUAUAUACGAUGUUUAUCCUGCAGAGAAAUGCCUUUGUUAGCUGCUGGCGUGGUAGAACUGUGUGACAGCUUUCCCUCCAUCCGGAAUCUUGUGGUGCGAGUUUGUGUCAGAGAGUUGUGGCGUCCUUGAACGCACCCUCAGCAAAGUUUAUGUUUGUUGUACGACAUGACGUAUCGGACGCUUUGUCACGAUCGACAGAGUUGAUCGAUUGUCCAUCUUUGUAAGAUACUCAAUAAACCACACGAGCGCUGAGAAACGGUCGACCUCAAAGUUUCAAACAUCCUGGGUGUGUAAAUCCAUCGUCCCCUGUCCGUGGAUCAAACGCAGCCUCUGAACCUGUUUUACUGUACAAAAUGAAAAAUAAAUUAUCUUAAAGGAAA